AUGCGCUUCACCUCUACUCUCGUUUUGGCAAUUUCUGCCUUGACCUCUAUUGUUGCCUCCGCAACCACAACUUCAUCUGGCGAGAAUCCUAUCACCUAUCCUCUUGGCGGCAGUAUCAAGGCGGGUUCUGAUGUUACUAUCACUUGGAGCGUUACAUCUGGCACUUCUUGCGACCUUAUCUUAAGGAAGGGCAAGGACACUGAUUUGGACGAGGUCUUGAAUAUCGCAACUGGUAUUCCUAACACUGGUGCUUUCACUUGGUCUGUCUCUCCUAAGAUUCCAGCUGGUAGCGACUACUCCAUCCAGAUCGCCGCUGGUGAUAAGGACAACUAUUCCCCCAUGUUCACCAUUGAGUCCGAUGUGACCUCCUCCUCUUCCACCUCGGUUUCCUCUACUUCAACUUCCUCCAAGUCGUCGUCUUCUUCUUCUUCAAGCACUUCUUCGACUACCCUUUCUACCUCCACCACCGCAUCCACUACCGUUUCAACCAGUGCUACCACUACUGCAGCCAAUACUUCUACAACUGGAACAGGAUCGUCCAACUCCUCUGCCAUCCUUAGCACUACCCGCGCUGCUUCUUCUGCCACUCCCGAAGCCACCGUCGUGGCUGCCAAUGUCAACAGUGGUGCCCACCUUGCCUCUCCAUUAGCGUUAGUCAUGUGCAUCUUCGCCGGUCUCAUGUACCUCAACUAA
Molecule: messenger RNA, 693 nt
Organism: Morchella importuna
Lineage: Eukaryota; Fungi; Ascomycota; Pezizomycetes; Pezizales; Morchellaceae
Exons: 3
Coding region: 1-693 (230 amino acids)
Source: RefSeq, a predicted model, not a curated record